AUGGACGCCUACAGUCGGCAGCUGAUUGGAGGGCUGACGAAGCUAGCUCGAAAUGGUCUGUGGAAGGCCUCGUUCAAAGUGCUUCGAGUGGAGCAGGCGCUCAACGCACGGAAGGUUUCAGCAGCUCAAGCAAACGGGGAGGAGUACUUAUCUUCUUGGCUGAUUGUGGAGCAAAAGGCGUACAACACGAUUCUGGCGGCGUUGAGCCGGGCCGGCAAGUGGGAAGAGGCCGUCCUGCUGCUCAAGGAGAUGGAGACGAGGGGGAUACAGAGAGAUGCCGUCAGCUAUGCCUGCCUUAUCGCCGCGUGUGGCCGGGGCAUGCAAUGGGAAAGAGCCCUGAUUUCUCUAGCGGAAAUGAGGGAUGUGGGGAUCAAGGCGAACUCCUUCGUCUACUCUGCCGCGAUCGACGCGUGCGCUAAGGGACGGCAAUGGCAGAAGGCCUUGAUUCUGCUGCGGGAUAUGGAGGUUGUCGACGGACUCCCGGCGAACUUGAUUUGCUACAAUGCGGCCGCUGACGCUUGCGGGAAGGCGGGCAGACCGGGCGAGGCACUGGCGCUGCUGGCGAAGAUGCAGAAGGUGGGCGUCAAGCCGAACGAGGUCUCGUACCUGUCUGUCAUCUCGGCGUGCUCCCGCGUGGGCGAUUGGAAGCGGGCGCUGCUGCUGCUGGACGAGAUGAUCGUCAUGGGCGUGCAGCCCGAUCUCAAGUGUUAUUGCUCGGCGAUCACGGCUUGCGGAAAAGGAGGCCGGUGGAAGCAGGCGCUGGGGCUACUCAACAUCAUGCACAAAGACGGACCGCCUCCCAAUGAUUACUGCUACAACGCCGCCAUAUCGGCCUGCGGCAAGUCCGGCCAGUGGCGUGAGGCCAAGGAGCUGCUCUCCACCAUGCGCGAUAGAGGGGUCCCGCCGGAUCUCAUCAGCUACAACUCGGCAAUCGAUGCUUGUGGAAAGGGCGGCAGGUGGGAGGAAGGUCUGAAGAUUUUCGUGGGCAUGGUGAAGGCUUCGGAGGUACCGUGGGACGCGGACAUGGGUCACCCCAAACCCCCCACCCCCGACGCUACGACUUACGGUGCCGCCAUCACCGCCUGCAGUCGGGGCAAGCAGUGGCAGAUGGCCCUUCGAUUCUUGGAAGAUAUGGAAAAGAAGGGCGUGGAGAGGACCGAAGGGGUGUUCCAGGCUACGCUCGCAGGGUGCGCUAGGAUGGGGAGGUGGAGGGAGUGCAUCGUGACGUUGGACCAGAUGCGCAAGAGUGGCCUUCAGCCACGGGCGGCGGCGUACAACUCGGUCAUCACGGCCUGUGGGCGGGGCGGGGAGUGGCAGCGGGCGAUCGCUAUUCUGAAGCAGAUGUCGUCGAGGGGGGCCACGCCGGAUGUGAUCACCCUCAACGCGGUCAUGACUUCUUGCGCUCAGUCUCAGCGUUGGAAGCAGGCGAGGGUGAUUCUCGACUUUAUGCGAGACCCCAACAACGUUGCAACGAUCGAAUGCGGAGACCUACUCUUCCCUGUCCUGGACAUCAACGGCGCAAGCACCGACCUAAAGGACCUAACGGUAGUGGUGGACGGGCUAGGACGGAAGAACGGAGAGGUUACCGUUGACGAUAGAGCCGUUGGGUUGCCCUCGACGAUGACCACCUCCAGCAGCAGUAGCAACCAAGACAAUGGUGGGGGCGCCGUGAAGCGACGGCGGACGAGGGAGGGGGGGUCUUGGCCUCCGCGCCCGGACGCGGUCAGCUUUCACACGGUCAUGAAGGCGUUAGCAACAGAGGGGAUGUGGCACGAGGCGGUGGAAUUGUUGGAGGAAAUGGUGGAAGAAAGGCGGCGGUUCCUUCGGUCCGACGAGGCCUUUCUGGAGACCACCGUGGGGGGGAGGGGGGGGCGAGGCCAGCAGCAGCAGCAGCAGCAGUGGCCGGUCAACAUCGACCGGUUUCGUGGGGUCUUCGAGAUGGAGCUCAAGAACAACGAGGUCGUCGGGCACGAGCAGCGGGGGGGCUGGUCGAAGUUCGAGGUCUCGCCUCAGGUGUCCCUGAGGGCGAAGGCCAUGGACCUGCUCAUGGUGAUGGAGAGAGAGGAGAAGGAGGCGCGCCUCAAGAGGCAGACUCUGUACGACAACAUCGCACGCCGGUAGCUGGUCUGGUUCGUUCGCUUUGGUCUAAUUACCCUGUGGGGGGUAUUGCUGGCGACCCCGGGUUGCACGUAUAGGUAACCUACGACCGUGAGACAAGCCCGCUCCGAGCCCAGGGUUACAGUACCCUUGCACGGAAGUACAACGUUAGUGCUUCAUGUCCAAGGUUGGUAUUUGAUCUGAAACGAUUGGCAAGUUGUGUUUGUCCUCUGGUUGGGGCUGGCUCGUCUCCUAGCUGUGUUUAUCUCUGCUUGGGGCUCUCUCUAUUGAGACGAGCCCGCUCUGAUCCCAUUGCUUACAGUAGUACACAAUGUUUCAUGUCCAAAUUUGGUAUUUGAUCUGAAAUGAUUGGCGAGUUAUUUUCAUGUCUGCUUGGAGCUGGCUAGCUUCAGGGCUUGUAUGCGCCGAUGUUGUCCGUGGAUGACCACGGGUUUUUUAAUUUGGUGGGGUGGGAUAUGUUCUCGACAGAGAGGAGAGGAAGAAAGACUUGUCACGGGAGCGGAUGGUCUUGGUUGCUCUGGUCGAAUCAGUGUUCCAGCUAAGGCAUGGAAUCGGCCUCCCUUCAGGCCAGGCCGACCUACGCUUGAGGUAGGCGUGAUGCGCUCAGUUUUGCACAUUUUAGUAUUUUUUUCUUGUAUGUUGCGGAUAUGUUGAGUACGGAGAAUGCCUCUUUGUGAGCAGUGGUCCUAAAUUGGCAACACAGCUUGCCUCAGAGGACUGUGGUGGUGCUCCAAGAGAGUGUCGGUAACCCUGAGUUAUUGUCAUUGUCAUAAUUCGGGA
This is a messenger RNA of Ectocarpus siliculosus, 2898 nucleotides long. NCBI's taxonomy places the organism in Eukaryota, Phaeophyceae, Ectocarpales, Ectocarpaceae. The record is from the annotation of a GenBank genome assembly.